Messenger RNA from Rhododendron vialii, 877 nucleotides. Its product is annotated as ubiquitin-conjugating enzyme E2 11-like. Gene Ontology annotation, cellular component: nucleus. The record is from RefSeq and is a predicted model, not a curated record. The coding region runs from base 186 to 632 and encodes 148 amino acids. Gene Ontology annotation, biological process: protein polyubiquitination. Gene Ontology annotation, molecular function: ubiquitin conjugating enzyme activity. Lineage: Eukaryota; Viridiplantae; Streptophyta; Magnoliopsida; Ericales; Ericaceae. The transcript has 5 exons.
CCCCACGUUUCACCGCCAACAAAAGGCAUAAGCACGCGGGCUGGGGUCUCCUACGCCACUCUAUAUAAAGUGGACGCCACACCACUUCGAUUACCUAACACUAGGUUUCAAAAAAUCGCAGCAGGGCCAAACCCUACCCAACCGUGAGAAUCUGUUCCAGUUUUAUCAACUCUAGAAAAUUGGUUAUGGCUUCGAAGAGGAUUCAAAAGGAAUUAAGGGACCUGGAGAGGGAUCCGCCGGCCUCUUGCAGUGCUGGCCCUGCUGGGACGGAAAUGUUUCACUGGCAAGCAACAAUCAUGGGUCCAGGAGAGAGCCCCUUUGCAGGUGGUGUAUUCCUCAUUGAUAUCCACUUCCCACCAGAUUACCCAUUCAAACCACCAAAGGUUUCUUUUAAAACAAAAGUGUUUCAUCCUAACAUUAACAGCAACGGUAGCAUUUGCCUUGACAUUCUCAAAGAACAGUGGAGCCCAGCCCUUACGGUAUCAAAGGUGCUACUAUCUAUAUGUUCGUUGCUUACAGAUCCGAACCCUGAUGAUCCUCUUGUUCCUGAGAUUGCCCAUAUGUACAAGAAUGACAGAACCAAGUACGAGAUGACUGCUCGAUCCUGGACUCAGAAGUAUGCCAUGGGAUAAAGGUCUUGACGCGUUCGAAUCAUGCAAGUGACUAGUGAGUCUUGGUUGAAGGUAGCCGCUGUAGCCGCACUCUGCCUUUAAACAUGUCCUGUCCUAUGUAUUAGUAAAUAAAUUAGACAAAAAAGACAAAUCACCCAGGAGAUAUAUAUUCCGAUACUCUCCCUGGUGUUAAGUAUUUAACGCAUGGUUUCUCAUUCGCCCCUGUUGUCUUAUCAAUGGUAAUAUUGGAGUCAAGUAUUUACACA